GUUCGCUGCAGUGACAGCGUUGUCUCAGACUCAGGUGGUGCCAGGACCUAGAUAUCAGAACGCAUGCUACCCACAGUAUCGUUAAGACGUUUCUAAAGGCUGCUGAAGUGUUCAUUUUAAAAUCGGAAUAAAACUGUCGAGUAUAGAACUCAUUGAUAGAAGUGUUUGGUAUCAAAAGAGUUUUAGUGUAAAACUGCAGGUCAAAAGUGUUCUGGAAAAAAGCGUUCCGAGUAAAACUAUCGACUGUGCACUGAAGUGUUCAGUAUAACAAUAAACCCAAGGCUUGUGUCGUGAUCAGAGUCAAACUGUUGGAAAGAAGUGUUCAAUAGUGUUCAAUGAGAUUCAAGUUUACUCUAGAAUUACAUUUCCGUUGAAUUUUAAAAGAUGUCAAUUCUACUACAAAGAAAGCAGGCACAAGCAGGACAACGAGUGUUGAUCAGAAAAGCUGGAGAGAUGGAGAAGGGCAAAGGAGCAAGCCUGAGCUGUGCCUGGGAAAUAGAUUUAGGUGGUCAGCAUGUACGGAUAUCAUUCUCACGUGACAACUUCCAUGUAUGGAUAACUGGCCAGCCUGUUGAGACGACAGCCACUAUUAGCGACCACAGAUAUGACGUCAGUCUAGAUUUCGAGAUCUGCCCUGGGUAUAGCGGACAUAUAUUCAGCGAUGUCAACGACAGGCGGACGGAAAUCAAGAAUUAUUUGUAUAUCAAUGAGAAGAAAUAUGCCGAGUCGGUUCUAAAAUAUUCCAAAGAUUCUGUACAUUUCAAGAACAUCAGAAGAGAGUGAUGAUAAAACUCCAUAACCAUGAUUCGACGAAACAUACUACGUUGCUUCAUAGAGAUAUAUUUCCGUCUCAUCUCACGAACAAUACAACCGUGUGGGACGAAUUGAGUUGAGGACAUGGAAUUGCCAAUAUUGUCUGUUUGUGUGCUAUUUAGUACAAUAUUCCAAACUUUGGAGUCAAAGAGUCGACUGAUCACUGUCGGGAGUAGUGUUGAUUGACUUGGACGUACCAAAGAGUUUAUGCUGCGUCGGAAUCUAAUGUAUACUUGUAAAACAUUAAUGUUUUAAGAGUUUGAAAUCAUUUAAAUUCUAAACCUUGUGGUUGAUAUUCUACAUUUUUGUUUUAUAUUUUAAACCUUGUGGUUUAUUUUCUACACUUUGUGUUUCAUAUUUCAAACUUUGGGAUUUGCUUUCCAAAGUGUCAUAUAAGUAAAGUUGUAACUACUUUCAAAAUAUUUUUCAAUUGAAAUAAUGAUUUUUUUCUGAAAUUGGAUAUAUUCAAUUUUUUUUUAGAAAGAUAGAUGGAUUGUCUCGUCUCGGGAAAUAGCUCGAUGUGUUCCUGUGGGGGUACGUCACUGCUUUUAAUGGAUACGUACAUAUAUUUAAAGCCUCAUAAGUAUUCUUCGUAUAGUAAAGUAGUUUCUUUUCAAAUUGUUGCUCCAAUAAAAAAUUGAAAAAUGUUUUUUUUAAUGAAAAACUUGUAUCAUUAAUCACGGGGUUGAUUAGUUAUAUCACAAGAUUGGAAAUAUAUAACACGCCUAGUUAACUUAGUUCGUAAUUGCAAAGUUCUUAAAGUGAAUUACAAGGUUUAAAAUAUACAGUGUACAGGUAUUUGGUUGGUUUAUACAACCUGCUGAUUUAAUAGUUUUGGGUAUACGGAUGGUUAAAGAAUGUAUUAACGUAUUGAUUGCUGAGUUUAUCGCCCCAUGAACGAUCGAUUUCAGUAUAUUAGAAUAAAUUUAAGUGGGUCUCCUUGUAGUAGCUGGGGGCUACCUCAAUGAAGAACCGUUGGAUGCCCGCUGCAUGCCAUCCAAAGUGUCUCGUCCAAGGACACAGCCGUGGCAGUACAGUAAGUUUUGUAAUCUCAUCCUCCUGAGAAAUACUAACUUUGGAAGGGAUCAACCCACACCUCGGAUUAAAUGGUGGGGACUAUCGUGAUGACACCUACCCAUGAAAAGAAGGAAUAUUUGAAAGUGAUUUUGCUCUAUUAGACAUUGAACUACUAACCCCUACGUAACCUAGUAUUAGUGCACGUGAGGGUGUGUCAAUGAGUAUGUUUUAAACGUAAUUGUGUUUUUAGAAUAAAGUUAAAAUGUC
Molecule: messenger RNA, 2097 nt
Organism: Pecten maximus
Lineage: Eukaryota; Metazoa; Mollusca; Bivalvia; Pectinida; Pectinidae
Exons: 5
Coding region: 385-783 (132 amino acids)
Source: RefSeq, a predicted model, not a curated record